Messenger RNA from Prunus mume (Japanese apricot), 975 nucleotides. The record is from RefSeq and is a predicted model, not a curated record. Lineage: Eukaryota; Viridiplantae; Streptophyta; Magnoliopsida; Rosales; Rosaceae.
AUGGCUGGAUCUGGAAGCUUAGAAGCGAGACUUCCAAUUUUCUCUGGAGAGAACUAUGAAUUUUGGUUGAUUAAGAUGAUUACCAUAUUCCGAUCUUAUGGUCUUUGGAAUCUGGUAGAGAAAGGACUUCCUUCAUCAGAUUCAAAGGAGAAGAAGAUAACUGAGGAAAUCUCAGAAGAAGAGGUUGAUGAGAAAGCAGCUAUCAUUCUCAUGAAGGAUGCAAAAGCUCUUGGAAUUAUCCAAAAUGCAGUUUCUGAUCAGAUCUUUCCCAGGAAAGCAAAUGCUGACUCUGCAAAGAUGGCUUGGGAUCUGCUGUACUCAGAAUAUCAUGGUGGAGAGCAUGUUAGAUCGGUAAAACUUCAAAAUCUCAUACGUGAAUUUGAGUACACUAGGAUGCGUGAUAAUGAAACCUUAUCUGAUUAUCUUACUAGACUAAAUGAAUUGAUCAACCAAAUGAAAACGUUUGGUGAAGUGCUUUCAAAGGAGAGGCAGGUGCAAAAGGUCUUAAUUAGUCUAAGUAAGAAAUAUGAUCCUAUAUGUCUUGUGAUUGAAAACACAAAGGAUUUGGAAACUGUGGAGUUGCAAGAAGUAAUUGCUAUAUUGAAGAGUCAAGAACAACGGUUUGAAAUGCAUAAUGUUGAUACACAUGAAAAAGCAUUUGCCUCAUUCACUGUGAGUUCCAAAGGUCAGAAUAAAAAUGGAUCUCAGUCUGGUUCAUCCAAGUCACAGGGAAAUUGGAACUCUAAAGGAAAGCCAUGGGAAUCAAAAAGCAAGUCACAGCAGAGCAGCUAUCCUGCACAGAAUGUCAAUUCCACAAACCAGGAGAAUGCUAAACCUCAAUGCAAGGUGUGUUCAAAGCAUCAUUUUGGUGAGUGCAGAUAUAAGGGAAAACCAAAAUGCUAUAACCGUGAUAGAUUUGGACAUUUUGCUAGGGACUGCACUGUUAAUGAGAAUGUGCAGAAGAAAAUUAUGUAA